Molecule: messenger RNA, 552 nt
Organism: Dentiscutata erythropus
Lineage: Eukaryota; Fungi; Glomeromycota; Glomeromycetes; Diversisporales; Gigasporaceae
Source: the annotation of a GenBank genome assembly
AUGACAAUUCCUUAUGUUUUAAAAUCUGUAGUUGAAAUUGGAAUAUUUUAUAAAGUAACUACCCAUGCCUAUAAAUUCACGGUAUCAAAAUGGAAGAAUGUUAGAAUUCCUUUUACUAGUUUUAAAUUUGCAUUAAAAUGGGCUCCUCGAAUUGCUGGACUGAUAUUGGGUGCAGUUAUUAGUAGUGUAAUAGAUAUCGGGAUUAAAUUAAUGAUAGAUGCUAUUUUCGGUGCUAUCAAAAAACAGAAAAUGCAAGAAUAUAUCAAAGAAUGUCGAGCACCACGUAUCGAAUUACAUCAUGACAUAAUGGUUUUAAAACUACUCAUAUUUGAAAUUCAAGGAUUUAUAACUGGGUUGGAUUACAUGAAAAAAAAAUCAAAAGAAGAAUUACAAGAAAUGAUUGAAACAUUAUACCGAAAAUGUAAUGAAAAAGUUAAGGAAAUUGAUUAUGAAAAAGCAGCAAAGGAAUUAGAAGAAAUAGACAAACAGAGAGGUUCCUGGACAAACGAGGAUGGUGAUGGAAUUCUGAGAGUGGAUAUUAAUGAUAAAUGA